AUGGCGCCCGUAACUUCCUCGAAGGUAGGCAGGGCGAAGAAGAAGGCGGGAACUGCACCCAACCGGGGUGAACCGAACUUAACCGAGCAUCCAGCGACGCUGGCUACAGCACGUGACGAUGACGUCGCAAGUGCGGGUUUCGCUGCUGAAGUCGCAGCGGUCGCAGACGUGGCGACAGCGGACCCUAACUCGGCGACCCUCGAUGCGACUCCGGCAACGGAGUCGCAGCCGUCGCCGCCUGGCGACAAGCGAAAGCGAGCGGCCCGCGACGACAUAGACGCGAUUUUCAACCAGGCAAAGCAGAGCAAGAAUCAAGCGGCUGCGGGCAGCGGGCAGCAAGGAAAAAACGGCAAAGGAGGCGCGAAAGACCAGGGCGGCAACAAACUUCCCGCGGUGAAAAAGGGGAAGAAGAAAGAAAAAACCAGCGGAAGUGGCGUGGACGCAGAGAGUAAGCCGAGGAAGCGGACGGAGGAGGGGUAUAGGGUUUACAUGGAGGAGGAGUUGGGGUGGAAUAAGAAGAGUGCCGGCGGCACAGCGCUGUGCCCCUUCGACUGCGACUGCUGCUUUUGA
This is a messenger RNA of Closterium sp. Yama58-4, 570 nucleotides long. NCBI's taxonomy places the organism in Eukaryota, Viridiplantae, Streptophyta, Zygnematophyceae, Desmidiales, Closteriaceae. The record is from the annotation of a GenBank genome assembly.